Molecule: messenger RNA, 546 nt
Organism: Exserohilum turcica Et28A
Lineage: Eukaryota; Fungi; Ascomycota; Dothideomycetes; Pleosporales; Pleosporaceae
Exons: 1
Coding region: 1-546 (181 amino acids)
Source: RefSeq, a predicted model, not a curated record
AUGAAGCUACCGAAAAUUCUCCCGGCGGACGCUUCUAUCCGGCUUCUACUUCUGUUCCUGUUCGGGCGAGUGUGGGUGGGUGGACAUGCAACACAGUCGGCCCGUGUCGUGGUCGAAAACCCGUCACGACAUGCACCCCAACCAGGGUUGGCGGAAGAUUUUUUUCUUUUCUCGGCAAUAAGGCCAUUGCCAUGUUUCGCUCAAAGUCCGGCACAGCUUGCGGGCAUCCCUGGCACGACUAUUCGGUACAUGCAUUUGGCCUACCCCGUUCCUGGCAAGCUUGCCAUGCUUCGAGUCGGGGUGCGCCGAGCUUUGCUUGGCGAUGGCCUCCUCUCGCCUCUCUGCCUUUUUCUUCUUUACACAUUGUCCAAGACGCCCAGCUGGCAUCGGAGGCUGUCGUUGGAUGAAACACUCGCUACGGUUGCACUCGUCGGCGCAUUUACCGCCACCGACGUAAGCGGCGCGAAGACCGACAGCCACACGAAUCUGGGGAAGCAAGCCAUGGUUGUCGCCGAGUGGUUGGCCGCCCCAUACGGGGAUUACUAG